Messenger RNA from Caenorhabditis elegans, 1963 nucleotides. It is a transcript of the gene ribo-1, whose product is annotated as Dolichyl-diphosphooligosaccharide--protein glycosyltransferase subunit 1. The record is from RefSeq and is marked reviewed. Bases 1 to 1761 code for a protein of 586 amino acids. NCBI's taxonomy places the organism in Eukaryota, Metazoa, Nematoda, Chromadorea, Rhabditida, Rhabditidae. Gene Ontology annotation, cellular component: endoplasmic reticulum membrane; membrane; endoplasmic reticulum. Gene Ontology annotation, biological process: glycoprotein biosynthetic process. The transcript is spliced from 4 exons.
AUGCGAUUGCUAUUUGCCAUCGCUCUCCUGGGGGCGGUUUUCGCUGAAGACGCUUGGAAAGCCGCUAAUGUUGACCGAACCAUCGAUGCCACGUCACAAAUUGUCAAGGUUUCGACAUUGUAUUCAUUUGAGAACGUUGGAAAUGGACCUCAAUCGAAAGUUUUGAUUGCUUUGUCUAAAGAAGAAUCUGCUACUCUUUCUUUCAUUUCUGCUGGAAUCGAUGGAAGCAAAGGAAAAUUGAAAAUUUCUGAAAAACCAGCCGAAAAGGAUCUUGCAGUUUACGAAGUAGACCUCCGAACUCCUGUUGCCAAGGGAGCCAAAGUUACCAUAAGAAUCAAUCUUCGUAUCACACAAGUACUUGAGCCACUCCCAUCCAAGAUUCAGCAAUCUGACAGUCAAUUUGUUGUUCUUCACACAUCUGCAUACGUUCCUUCCCUGUACGAAACUGUGACCCAAAAAACAACUAUUAGAACCACUCAAGGAGGCAAGCUUCUAUCCGCAACCACAGUUUCUCCAUCGAAACAAGAAACGGAACGUGUCAUCUACGGACCAUAUGUUAAUAUCCCAGCUUUUGAGACGAAACCAGUCAAAGUUCAUUAUGAAAAUAACUCGCCAUUCGUUAUUGCCACCAUCGUGGAAAGAUUCAUCGAGGUUUCUCACUGGGGAAACAUCGCUGUGGAGGAGUACAUUGAAUUGGUUCACAAGGGAGCUGAGCUUGAUGGUCCAUUCUCAAGAAUCGAUUACCAAAUGGACCGUCGUGGACGUCGCCAACCAGCACUCCAACAGUUUACCACAGUUCUUCCUGCUCAAGCUAAAGAUAUCUAUUAUCGUGAUGAGAUCGGAAACAUUUCUACAUCCGCUGUACGAAUCCGUGCUGACAGCGUUGACGUUGAGAUUCGUCCACGAUUCCCACUCUUUGGAGGAUGGAAGACGUCGUAUGUCAUCGGAUACAAUUUGCCAUCGGAAGAGUAUUUGUACAGCAAAGGAAAUCAGUAUGCUCUCAAAACAAAGUUGUUCGAUCAUGUGUUCAAUGAUAUUGUUGUAGAGAAAUUGCGCACUAAAGUUCUUCUUCCAGAACAUGUCAAGCGUGUAAAGGUGGCCACUCCAUAUGCUGUUGACAGAAGACCAGAGGAGCUCAAGCCAACAUAUCUCGAUACUACUGGACGUCUUGUUCUUGUUCUCGAGAAGGAAAACAUUGUGCCAGACCACAGUCAGUUCUUCACCGUAACCUAUGAGUUUGAAUUCGUCGACAUGCUCCGUGAGCCACUUCUUGCAUCUGCGUUCUUCUUCUCACUAUUCUUUGUGAUCAUUGUUUACUCCAGAUUUGACUUUACAAUUUCAUCGGACCCAGCAAAGGACGCCGAAGAACGAUCCCAAAUCAUCCUAGGAAACCUCGCCAAAUCUGUUGAUUCUAAGCAAUCUGCUUAUGAAGAUCUUAUUGAAGCAUCGCAGCAGUAUAAGUCUACCAAGAAUGAUGCCGAUCUUCAAGAGGCCAAGAAGACUUUCAUUGCUGCUAGAAACCAGGAAAAUUCUACGCUCACUGACAAAAUUGCGACCCUGAAAACCGAUUCCGGAGCUUCUGCUGCUGAGAAAGCGUCAGAGCUUCUGAAGUAUGACAAAACCGUUUUCGAUGCUGUUGAUAACUACUUGAAAGCUGUCGAGAAAAGCACAACAAAGACUGCUGGAACAGAAGAACAACAAUUCUUGAACAAAGUGAAAGAUGCAAGAAACCGUGCUGAUAGUGUACUCGCCUCGAUCUGAUCAAAAAUUUCAAAUGCCCCUUAAUUUAUUGUUAAAGUUUAGGCUGAAAAAUAAUUUUAUUUAUUAAAAUGUGAUUCUCUUGUCCCCUCCCCCACUCCCAAAGUUGUAAUAAUCUCCUUUAUCCCUCCACCUUUUUAUGGGUUUUCAUUGUUUUAACGUUAUUUUUCUGGGAUCCUUGAUGUUUAUAAAUUAUUUUUUCCGG